Molecule: messenger RNA, 4536 nt
Organism: Marmota flaviventris (yellow-bellied marmot)
Lineage: Eukaryota; Metazoa; Chordata; Mammalia; Rodentia; Sciuridae
Gene: Csnk1g3
Product: casein kinase 1 gamma 3
Biological process (GO): protein phosphorylation
Molecular function (GO): protein serine/threonine kinase activity; ATP binding
Source: RefSeq, a predicted model, not a curated record
CUCACGGUCUGAAGCACAAAAACAUGCUCGCAUCUACUACAGCUCCUCAUUCUUGCUACGCACCGCUCGCGCGAAGGUGGAGACAGGCAGUGGUUUAGGUUUUAUAAAGCUUGCCAGCCAAUGAGUACGCUGCCUCCCUUCCGGUCGGCGAUCCGACCAAUCCUAGCACUUCGGUGAAAUCUUCGGCUCUACUCGGCUCUAUUCGCUGAUGCGGGCAGCUCGGGGGGCCGCCACCGCUAGAGAGACGCUUUCCUUUUUAAUUUUUUUUCCAUGUGUUCACUUCCGGGUCCGGCGCCGAUCCGGAUGCUCGAGGCAGAAGGAUGUUUGACCUCCGGAUAAGUGAGGUGCCGCUGUGCAUUCAUUCCCGACUGCAUCGGUGGCGACAGCAGCGGCCCGGGCGGCGACUCUCCGGCCAGCGGCGGCGGUAGGAAGCACUGGCAGUAGUGCUGAGACCUAGUCCGAGCCGGGCCGAGCUGCCUUACCUCCCUCGCUCGUUCUUUCCCCCCUACCUCGCUCGAUCCCUCCCUGCGUGGCUUGCUUUCCUUCUCCGGCCGCCGGCGGGUGUGAUGUGCCGUCGCAGCUGCCCCGGUCGCCGCUGACUAUCGGAGUGGGGGCGCCGCCCGCGCCCGGGACCGACCCCGCCACUCGCAGCCGCGCCUCUGAGCUGUUCAUUGAUAUCAGCUUACAUCACUGAGAAGAUAAUUUUGAAGACAUGUUUUGUUGAAAAGACAACUAAGAAAGAUUUUACGAAUGGGAUGAACACGCUCCAGUUGAUUGACUACCUACUGCAAUUUGAAUGUUAACGUUACCCGCCUGGUACAGUUACCUAGUGAUGUACCUAUUCUCACAAUACCCUAUUUCAGCGUGCUUGUCUUGAUUAAAGAAUUCAAAGUGGAGUACCGCAAACUUGAUAUGGAUAAUAAAAAGAAAGACAAGGACAAAUCAGAUGAUAGAAUGGCACGACCUAGUGGUCGAUCAGGGCACAACACUCGAGGAACUGGGUCUUCAUCAUCUGGAGUUUUAAUGGUUGGACCUAACUUUAGAGUUGGAAAAAAAAUUGGAUGUGGCAAUUUUGGAGAAUUACGAUUAGGGAAAAAUUUAUAUACGAAUGAAUAUGUGGCAAUUAAGCUGGAGCCCAUGAAAUCCAGAGCACCACAGCUACAUUUGGAAUACAGAUUCUACAAGCAGUUAGGAUCUGGAGAUGGUAUACCUCAAGUUUACUAUUUUGGCCCUUGUGGUAAAUACAAUGCUAUGGUGCUGGAACUGCUGGGACCUAGUUUGGAAGACUUGUUUGACUUGUGUGACAGAACUUUUUCUCUUAAAACAGUUCUCAUGAUAGCUAUACAACUGAUUUCUCGCAUGGAAUAUGUUCAUUCAAAGAACUUGAUAUACAGAGAUGUAAAACCUGAGAACUUCUUAAUAGGACGACCAGGAAACAAAACCCAGCAAGUUAUUCAUAUAAUAGAUUUUGGUUUGGCAAAGGAAUACAUUGAUCCAGAGACAAAGAAACAUAUACCCUACAGAGAACACAAGAGCCUUACAGGAACAGCUAGAUAUAUGAGCAUAAACACACAUUUAGGAAAAGAACAAAGUAGAAGAGAUGAUUUAGAAGCUUUAGGUCAUAUGUUCAUGUAUUUUCUGAGAGGCAGUCUUCCUUGGCAAGGCUUAAAGGCUGACACAUUAAAAGAGAGAUAUCAGAAAAUUGGAGAUACAAAACGAGCUACACCAAUAGAAGUGUUAUGUGAAAAUUUUCCAGAAAUGGCAACAUAUCUUCGUUAUGUAAGAAGGUUAGAUUUUUUUGAAAAGCCAGAUUAUGACUACCUAAGAAAGCUUUUUACUGACUUGUUUGAUCGAAAAGGAUAUAUGUUUGAUUAUGAAUAUGACUGGAUUGGUAAACAGUUGCCUACUCCAGUGGGAGCAGUUCAGCAAGAUCCUGCUCUAUCAUCAAACAGAGAAGCACAUCAACACAGAGAUAAGAUGCAACAAUCCAAAAAUCAGGUUGUAAGUUCCACAAAUGGAGAGUUAAACACAGAUGACCCUACUGCAGGACGUUCAAAUGCACCCAUCACAGCCCCUACAGAAGUAGAAGUGAUGGAUGAAACCAAGUGCUGCUGUUUUUUCAAACGAAGGAAAAGGAAAACUAUACAACGCCACAAAUGACUCUGGACACAGACAGAUCAUGGGGAGUUACUUACAUGUUCAUCUGCUGUCUUGUGAUUAAAAUCAUCUCUGUAGUGACCACAUAUAUUUUCAAGGACUCACUCUUAGAAACAAAUAUGUCAUACUUUCAUACUUCGUUUUGUGGUUGUCUUACAUUCAUAUUUUUUUCUAAUUUAACUUUUAUGGAAGCUUUAAAGUUUUGUCAAAACAUGAGUGCUUUGCCCAUCAAUGAAUAGAAUGGACCAAUGAGGUGGUUUUGAUGAAUACAGUUCUAUAGGACAUUUUUCAGAAGCUCUUCUCCUGUUGUAGAAAACAGAGCAGUAUCUUAAGUGUCAGCCAGUUAUAUAUACCUAAUUUGAUUUUUUUUUAUAUCUUCUGUAAGAGGAUAAUCACCAGGAAUUUUCUUCCCAGUGGAUAAUGCAACAGAGAAAACAGUUACCCAAAUGUUUUUAAAAAAGUUAUUCCUUGAGAAGUUCAUAUUUUGUGACAUCUGCAUUGAUUUCAGUAUUACUGAUGGUACUGUUAUUCAUGGAUCAUAUUAACAUUCUCUCUGUGAAAUCAUGGUACAGUCACUGCCCAGAGGUACUGAGGAAAAAGCUCUAUGAGUUCAGCAGAUGGUUUGGUAAAAUGAAUCACAAUAAGUGCGGGAAAUAUGAGCUCUGCUUUUGUUGCACCGCUAUGUGAAGUACAGUGUUGUAGGAGUGGCAAAAGCGCUUAUUUUUUAAAAAUGCAAAAUAUUUGUAUAAUGUAACUUUAUGCUUCCAGAUAAUAAUGUAUGUUAGAUAGCAAGAAAUGAAUGCUUUGAGAAGUGACAUGUUGGAAUUUUCUUUUUUUUUUCUUAAAUACACUAAGGAAAAGAAAUAAAUGUGAACCUCUUUGCAAUGUAUAAGGUUGAACCUAAGGAGAUCCCACUGAAACCUACUGCUGAAUGACUGACUGCAUUCUCCCUUAAGCAGAAAACUUUGGAUGUGCCAUGCAAUGGUGUCUUGUUUAUUAUUUUUGCUCUUUGAUUAAAAAAAAAGACCCCCCCAGCAAUAAAAACUGGGUCACUCUUUUUCCCUCUGUGCACAUUAGUCUCUUGUAUUCAACUUUGCUAGUCCUUGGAAUUUUCCUACCCUUUAAUAUAAUUUUGAUGAUUGAAAAAUAUUUUGAAAGGAUGGGUCAGGUGCUUUGCCUCUAUAGUCUUUUGAAGUGCCUGCAUAUGAACAAAGUAACAAUUCUGUGAAAAAGGAAGCCCAUUCCACUUUUCAAGUAUGCUUUGUUUUAAGCCAUAAGGACACAGCUGUACUUUUGUCAUGUUGUAGUAGCCCGAGUUUUCAAGAAGGUUUAAAACAAAGACUGGCUAGAAAUUGAUCAAAUCUCAUAUUCACCUCUCAUUUAUAAAAUUGUUACUCUUUCCAUGCAGUCUCUUCUUUGUCUUUAAGUGUGUGCCUCCAGGCAUGCUUAUUUAUUUUUAUUAUCUCAAGGUAACAUUUAAAAUGUGUAUUAAAGUAAAUAAAUCCACAUUUUUUUACUUCAUUAUUACAUUUACAGAGAUUUAAUUGUACUUUAUAAUUUAUUUUUCUUAUUAGCCAAAAUUUCAGUGCAGUGUUUGGUAAUUAGGCACCCAUAUGAACACCACAAAUCAGGACAUUAUUUAUCACUAUUACUCUGAAAUCUCUGAAUGAUCUUUUCUUGAUUUUAAAGACCUACUUUCAGACUAGAAAACAUUUGCUGUAUAAUUUGGUCAACAGUUUUCAUUUCUGUUUCUUUGUUUACUGUCAUGAUGUCUUAAACUACAGGAGUCACUGAGUUUUUAUUUUUGUUUGCUUUAAGUAAGGUAGAUGGAUGUUUUGGCCAUUAUAAUGUGAAACCACUUCUUUCUUUACAGUAUUUGACCAAAUUUGUGUGUCUGUGAUAUUUGUAAAUACAUGCGAUACCUGUAUUUCUUAUCAUAAGCCUAUUUAGUUUUAUUCUCAGUAGGGUUUUUUGGACUGUACAGUGUUUAUAUGAUCUGAACUCCUUAUACAUAAGAAGGUGUGUAUAAUAAUCCAAUUAUGGACUUAAAUAUUUUAAAAGUAUAAAUACCCUUAUUUGCUGCAAAGACCAGUGUGUUAGACAUUUGCUUUUUAGCAAUAUUUUUAAGUGCUCCAUUUUAAUGCCAAGGAAUAAGUCUUUUGGCAACACAAACUGGUCAAUAAUAGGUAAUGCAGGUAUGUUCAGGUGAAGCCAACGAUGUUUUGCAUUUUUAUGCUUCUUUUCUGUCAACACUAAUGAAGUCAACAUUGCCUGAAUGUCUGAAUAAUGAAACACAUCCCUGUUUAAAAGUAUGUAACUGAAAAAAAAUUAAAAAAUAAAGGUAGUUUUUUUAAACUUGCUCUUUCCCCUUUCCUCUAA